UCGUCAGCCACGUUGUUCGCAAUAUUAAUGUCUACCCAACAGCCUGCAAGCAGCCUAACCGAGGCCGCAGCGUUACUUCACACUGUACUGGCGUCAGCGGAGACCAUUAGAACCGUGGCAACUUCAAGCCGCGACACACUGGACAGUCACUUAGCGUCGCUUUUCCCCUCCGGACAGCACAGCAGCAGUACACUGCCAGCUGCAGGUCCAGUCCGCAGAGAGUGCGCGCCGCGUUAUCAAGCGCAACGCUUCAGCUCUUGGACAUCGAACACGAGGAGGAAAAGAGUCAGGACACAGCAGCAUGACCAUUUCAACAAGGAUGUAAUACUACUCCCUAACCAAUCAUGGGGAAUAGUGUGCAAACAAGGUCCAAAAUCAUGGUUACACAAGCAUGGACACAUGGUUUUAGAACGCAUCAGGGAUGGCUUUGGUGAGCACAUUCCAGACGAUGUCAGCUCUAAGACAGGACUGGUACUACAUUGCUGGCAAAGCCAUUGCAGUGAGCUUGGUACAUGGCGGUCCACCACCAAACUUCCUCUCGCAGACAUAGCUGACACAGAACUCUUGGAAAAAGUCAAAAAGGUAUCUGAAAGUACAACCGUUGAGGACCUUGAGAAGUCAAAUGCUCCUUUGCUUGAUUACUUGGCCAAUGCAGGGUGUCUGAGGCCUAUGCGGUCGAUAAGAGACAGGGAUCUGCUGGUACAAGACAUUGUCAUGUUUCAGGUCAUCCACAGGGUUCAAGGGCCAUUUCAAAGAUUCUGUGAAGGACUGAAAACUCUUGGGGUUCUGGACCAAAUACGACGACAUCCAGACAGCUUCCGACCCCUGUUCUGCUAUGAGCCAAACACACUGACUGCUGACCAGGUGGAGGAUCUUUUCAGCAUUCAUCUCUCUCCAGAAGGGAGCAACAAGAGAGCUGCUGAGGAGAUGGUCAUCACUUUCUGGAGGGACUAUCUCCAAGAUGCAGAAGAAGAAGAAGGGCCAUCCAAACUAGAGAAGAUAUUGGCCUUCACAACUGGAGCAUCUGUGGUACCACCUAUCGGCUUUUCCCCAACUCCUUCUGUCCAGUUCAUACACAAAGGAGAUGAUGGCUUCUCUACAUCAAUGUUCCCCCUUGCCAACACAUGUGUUAACUGCAUCAAGUUGCCACUACAUGUGUCUUACGAACUAUUCAAGGAGAAGUUUGACUUUGCAUUAGGAAACACAUAUGGGUUUGGCAGGGCGUGAACAUGUCAUGCUCUGAAAACCUUUUGUCUGUUUCUCACGUUCUCUGUUUGUCUCUACCUUUUUGCUGGUCAGUGCAGAAGUGAAGAAAAAACAUCAAUUCCAUGGUUCCCAUCAUUUACAAUUGGGUUCACUUGUUGAAUAAUGUUCAUUGUAGUCUCAUUAAUAGUUACAUCUAUGUCUGGAAUUACAACAUUAUUAUUGGUUUGAAGUUCAGGUAAUGGCCCUUCUUCAUCAAUGCCAUAGUAGUUAUCGGCAUCAAAAAUGCUGUUUAUAGCUGGAUGAAUUCCUGCAUUAUUAAUAACACCUGAGUGCCACAGCUGGAGAGGUGUUUGCCCCCCUUGUGUGGAGAGGCCAUGGUUGUUCCAUUGAUUAAUGAAUUCUGUUACUGCUCUUUCAAUCCUUGGUAAAUAAACAAAAUGCAGACAAAAUAAAUGUAGUUCAUUCAAUGAAUCCAGUACACCAUGUUCCUCCAUGAAGUUAAAGAUGUUUAUAAAGUGUCUAGAUACAA
Molecule: messenger RNA, 1735 nt
Organism: Etheostoma spectabile (orangethroat darter)
Lineage: Eukaryota; Metazoa; Chordata; Actinopteri; Perciformes; Percidae
Product: G2/M phase-specific E3 ubiquitin-protein ligase
Exons: 10
Coding region: 28-1227 (399 amino acids)
Biological process (GO): protein polyubiquitination; ubiquitin-dependent protein catabolic process
Cellular component (GO): cytoplasm
Molecular function (GO): ubiquitin protein ligase activity
Source: RefSeq, a predicted model, not a curated record